Molecule: messenger RNA, 927 nt
Organism: Striga hermonthica
Lineage: Eukaryota; Viridiplantae; Streptophyta; Magnoliopsida; Lamiales; Orobanchaceae
Source: the annotation of a GenBank genome assembly
AUGAAGGUGACUGUCACAACACGUAGCGGCAGAGAACUCAUCAAGGGAGGCCUUGAACUCAGCGAUUCGGCUACUGUCGCUGAUCUGCAGGAGGCCCUUCACAAACGGACCAGAAAAUACUAUCCAUCUAGACAGAGGUUAACACUCCCUCUUCCAUAUGGGUCGAAGGAGAGACCUAUAGUCCUUACCUCUAAAACGAGCCUGAAAGAGUAUGCUGAUGGCAACAAGGAGUUAACUGUGGUUUUCAAGGACCUUGGUCCGCAAGUCAAUUAUAGCACUCUUUUCUUCUGGGAGUACUUGGGUCCUCUCAUACUCUAUCCCCUUUUUUACUUCUUCCCAUUGUACUCACUUUUCGGCUAUAAGGGUGAACGUGUCAUUCAACCAGUUCAGACAUAUGCCCUUUACUACUGGUGCCUACACUACUUCAAACGUAUUAUGGAAACCUUCUUUGUGCAUCGGUUCAGCCACGCUACAUCUCCUCUUUCGAAUGUUUUUCGAAACUGUGCUUAUUACUGGACUUUUGGUGCUUGGAUUGCUUAUUACGUCAAUCAUCCACUUUACACGCCUGUAAGUGAUCUCCAGAUGAAGGUUGGGUUCACGUUCGGUUUACUCUGCCAGGUCUCGAACCUUUAUUGCCAUAUAUUGUUGAGAGGUCUACGAAGAUCUGAUGGCAGUGGCUACCAAAUCCCACGUGGAUUUCUGUUCAACAUCGUUACAUGUGCAAACUACACAACCGAGAUCUAUCAGUGGCUAGGCUUUAACAUUGCUACACAGACUGUAGCAGGUUACAUAUUCAUGCUAGUUGCUGCUGCCAUAAUGACAAACUGGGCCCUUGCCAAGCACCGUCGUCUCAAGAAGCUAUUUGAUGGGAAGGAUGGAAAGCCAAGAUAUCCUCGUCGAUGGGUGAUACUGCCCCCGUUCCUGUAG